Messenger RNA from Psammomys obesus (fat sand rat), 2209 nucleotides. It is a transcript of the gene Rcc1l, whose product is annotated as RCC1 like. The record is from RefSeq and is a predicted model, not a curated record. Lineage: Eukaryota; Metazoa; Chordata; Mammalia; Rodentia; Muridae. Bases 7 to 1662 code for a protein of 551 amino acids. The transcript has 10 exons.
CCCAAGAUGGCGGCGCCCAUACGCGAUAGGGGCGUGACGCGAAGGAUGCUGGCGGCGGCCGAGGCUCUGCUGGGGCGGCGGCUGAGGUGGCCGGUACCGGUUCGCGAGCACUGGAGACCGGCCGGGCAUUCACGGAGCAGGCGGGAGGCGGCUGAGGCCGAAGGGGACGCUCCGGUGUUCCAGUACGUGGGCUCGCGCGCGACUCGCGCGGAUCGCGUCUUUGUGUGGGGCUUCAGCUUCUCGGGGGCUCUCGGAGUGCCCACCUUCGUGGUGCCGUCCUCGGGGCCCGAACCCCGCUCCGGCCUGCGGCCCCGACGCAGGAUCCAACCGGUUCCCUACCGCUUGGAGUUGGACCAUAAGAUUUCCUCUGCUGCCUGUGGCUAUGGAUUCACAUUGCUAUCUUCAAAGACCAAGGAUAUUACAAAAGUUUGGGGUAUGGGACUCAACAAAGAUUCUCAGCUUGGAUUUCACAGGAGCCGGAAGGAUAAAACCAGGGGCUAUGAGUAUGUUUUGGAGCCCUCGCCUGUCCCGCUGCCCCUGGAUAGACCUCAGGAGACAAAGGUGUUGCAGGUGUCCUGCGGCCGGGCACACUCCCUUAUCCUGACCGACAGAGAAGGUGUCUUCAGCCUGGGUAACAAUUCCCACGGGCAGUGCGGACGGAAGGUGGUGGACGAUGAAGUGUACAGCGAGAGUCACAAAGUGCACAGGAUGCAGGACUUUGAUGGACAGGUGGUCCAGGUUGUCUGUGGUCAGGACCACAGCCUGUUCCUCACAGACAGAGGUGAAGUCUAUUCUUGUGGAUGGGGUGCCGAUGGACAGACCGGCCUGGGUCACUACAACAUUACCAGCACACCCACCAAGCUGGGUGGAGACCUUGCCGGGGUGAUGGUUGUCCAGGUCACGACCUACGGUGAUAACUGCUUGGCUGUGUCUGCCGAUGGAGGUGUCUUUGGCUGGGGAAAUUCUGAGUACCUGCAGCUGGCUUCGGUCACCGACUCCACACAGGUUAAUGUCCCCCGGUGCCUGCCUUUCUCUGAAGUAGGCAAAGUGAAGCAGGUGGCUUGUGGUGGCACAGGCUGUGCUAUAUUGAAUGAAGAAGGACACAUUUUCGUCUGGGGCUAUGGAAUUCUCGGGAAAGGACCAAAUCUCUUGGAAACGGCUCUUCCAGAAAUGAUUCCACCUACGCUCUUUGGCUUGACGGAGUUCAACCCUGAAGUCCGGGUUUCCCAGAUCCGAUGUGGGCUUAGUCACUUCGCUGCACUCACCAGUGACGAUGCCCGGAGAGCCAGUGGACAUGGCAUGUGGUGUGGAUCACAUGGUGACCCUGGCCAAGUCAUUCAUCUGAACCUCUUCCCAGGCCCAUCCCAGUCUGGCCCCAGCCUCCGAGCCAUACUGACAGCAACAGCUUGGCAGAGGGGUGUGGACACCAGCAGAGCUUCUGAGGGUAUUGGAGAGGGCCAGGGCCUUUGCGGAGCAGGAUGCAAGCGUCUGUGUCCUCAGUGGGGACUUUACACUAGGCAGUGUGUGGACAGGGCCCUUCCCCAGCCGAGCCUCUUGCCUUCUGAACUGAGCACAGGAUGGCUACCACUGACUUGGCAUGCUCCCGAGGAGUACCAGGGCAUGAGGACCUUGGCUGGCCAGGCCAGUUCUCUUUCCAGGUAAUACAUGGUGGCAUCUGGGGACUAGACUCUAUUAUUAGGGGAAGUUCACUCUUCAUGACACAUUUGAUGUUAAGAGCUUGGAGACAUGACAAGGCGCUCAGAAGAACUCUCCGUCCCUUGUUACAACAACACACACUUGGGCCUCUCGCUGGCCCUAGCUCAGCAAGAGAGCCCGCUGACUUCAGAAGGGCUUCUCUGAUCAGCUGCCACCCCACAAAGACAGUCCAGGAGCCCAGAAGGCCUUGGCUUGAGGCUCUUCCUGUAGCGGCUGCUGUGAACCAGCCUUCUCCCAGGAGUCUACAGUACCCCAGCUUUGGAACCUCCUCACUGCCUGGUUUAACAGUCCUGAAGCCCCUGAAGAAAGAAGCUGCAGGCCAAAUGUUUGUGGGCUGAGGGCUGUGGAAUCUUGGCUGGAGGGCCAGCCUUGGAGUAGAAAGCCUCAGGAACUGGGAAAAAUAUUUGUUUUUAAGAAAGCUUGUCUUUUGCUUUCAGAACAGUGUUUGAAAAGGUCUUUUGGAAUAAAGUCUAUUUUCUGCUUUUUUAAAGAA